CCAGGCUUCACCUCCCACCACCACAUUUAGCUGUAAGCUCAUAUGUAGACUGAUACACUGUGUUUACUCCAGCUCCUGAAAUUGUAUCCUGAUUGAGAGCAAGGACUUGCAUUCUGCUGCCAUCCAUCUGCGAAAGGCUCUUCUCCUUAAGAAUGGUCCCCUCUCCAACACUGGUCAGAAUAUCUGAAAGGUACACCAGUGAAGGGUUUAUGAGCGUGGAACCAACCUUGACAUCCCAGGCGAUGGAACACACAACAGUGAAUGGAAGUGAAGAAGACUUGCAAUUGCCGUGUUAUAAUACUUCGAUCCCGGACUUCCUGGUCAUCAUCAUCGGCCUGGUAGGGCUGGCAGGAAAUGCAGUUGUCAUCUAUCUCCUGGGAUGUCGCAUGCAAAGGAAUGCCAUCUCAGUCUACAUCCUCAACUUGGCUGCAUCCGACUUCCUCGUCCUCUGCUGCUACAUUUUUGCUUCCCUGUUUACUGUUAUCAUGGCCUUCUCUCACUUCUACAUGGGUAUUCGUUUCAUCCUAAUCAAUAUAGCUAUUAUUCCAUACAUCACAGGCCUGAGUAUACUCAGUGCCAUUAGCACAGAGCGCUGCCUCUCUGUCCUGUGGCCCAUCUGGUACCGCUGCCACCGUCCCAGACAUAUGUCAGCUAUUGUGUGUACCCUGCUGUGGGCCCUGUCCCUGCUGCUUAGCAUCCUGGAAUGGUACUUCUCUGGCUUCUUGUAUAUGUUCUUUAGUAGUAUUUGGUGGCAAAAGUUUGAUUUCAUCAUAACUGCAUGGCUGAUUUUUUUAUUUCUAACUCUAUUUGGUUCCAACCUAACCCUGGUAGUCAGAAUCCUCUGUGGCUCCCGACGGAUGCUGGUGCCCAGGCUCUAUGUGACCAUCCUCUUCACAGUCCUGGUCUUCCUCAUCUGUGCCCUGCCCUUUGGGAUUUACUGGUUCCUGUUACUCUGGCUUACGAUCACUCUUCCUAACUUCUUUUGUUAUUUUUCCAUAGCUUCAGUCAUCCUGUGCUGUGUUAAUAGCUGUGCCAACCCCAUCAUUUACUUCUUCACUGGCUCCUUCAGGCAGCAGCAUCAGACCCUCAAGCAGGUCCUUCAGAGGGCUCUGGAGGAUUCCCAUCAUGAGAGUGAAGGUGGAGACAGACAUAUUCAGGAGACCCUAGAAAUGUCAGGGAGUGGAGUGGCUUAG
Fukomys damarensis (Damara mole-rat) is the source of this 1193-nucleotide messenger RNA. Its product is annotated as mas-related G-protein coupled receptor member X1. Gene Ontology annotation, cellular component: membrane. The transcript has 3 exons. The coding region runs from base 153 to 1193 and encodes 346 amino acids. Gene Ontology annotation, molecular function: G protein-coupled receptor activity. Gene Ontology annotation, biological process: G protein-coupled receptor signaling pathway. Lineage: Eukaryota; Metazoa; Chordata; Mammalia; Rodentia; Bathyergidae. The record is from RefSeq and is a predicted model, not a curated record.